AUGCCGCAGGCUGCGAGAUGGGCGGGCUCGCCGUCCAUCAAGGGACGGUCUGAGUCGACGCGGAUGGCGUUGUUGACGUUUAGCUUGGUGGGAUUGCAGUUUACAUGGGGCACGGAGAUGACAUAUUGCACGCCUUACCUUCUUCAGCUUGGUUUGACAAAAUCCAAGACUUCGUUGGUGUGGAUUGCGGGCCCGUUGUCCGGGUUGAUUAUCCAGCCUCUUAUUGGUGUCAUUGCGGACCGGUCACGGUCGAAAUGGGGUCGGAGAAGGCCGUUUAUGGUUUUUGGGUCUUUUGUUGUGGCUUUUUGUCUGAUCGUUCUUGGCUGGACUGCUGAGAUUGUCAGGUAUUUCGUCAAGGAGCCAGAGAAGGCGAAGAACGUUACCAUUGCAUUGGCUGUCUCCAGUAUCUAUGCCGUGGACUUUUCUAUCAACGUUGUCCAAGCAUGCUGUCGCAGUCUAAUUGUUGAUACGCUGCCGAUUCCAUUGCAACAAUCUGGAUCUGCGUGGGCUGGCAGAAUGUGCGCCAUCGGCCAGCUCAUCAGUUACGUGAUUGGCUCGAUUGACACCGUCAGCAUCUUUGGGAGCUUUUUCGGCGACACCCAGUUCAAACAGAUGACUGUUAUUGCGGCAUUGUUCUUGGUUGGCGCAGUGGCUGUUACCUCGUACUCCGUGAAGGAGCGUGUCUUGAUCACAGCAAGGGAUUCGGAUGGAAAGGCCGGUGCGAUUCAAGUGAUCUCUCAGUUGUUCAAAACUACACUAGAGUUGCCCCCUCGUAUCCAGGCUAUUUGCUGGGCCCAGUUUUGGGCAUGGAUUGGCUGGUUCCCUUUCCUCUUUUACAGUACCACUUGGGUGGGCGAAACCUACUUCCGCUACGAAGUGUCCAAGGAGGACUUAUCCAAGGCAACCGAUAUGCUUGGCGAGGUCGGCCGUGUCGGCAGUCUCUCGCUGACAGUCUUUUCGGCAAUCACCGUCCUAAGUUCUGUUCUGCUACCGUUCUGCGUGCAACCGCCUGAUACCAAGCGCACCCGCUUCACGCCUCGACCACCCCCGGGCGUGGCAGCAGCACUCAAAGCCAUGACUGCAGUACGACCCGACCUCCAAACAGCCUGGCUGAUCUCUCAAAUCAUGUUUGCUGCGACCAUGAUCUUCGCGCCACUGGCCCACUCACGGGGAUUCGCGACUUUCCUCGUAGCGGUCUGCGGUGUCCCGUGGGCAAUCAGUGGCUGGGCGCCAUUCGCCUUCAUGGGCGUGGAAAUCAACAAACUUACGAUGAACAACAAUAGCGGGGGUGCAGCAGGAUUAACCACCCGCUCCGGCGUAACAAUGAUCACAUCUGCCAGCAUUCGCAACUCAGCCGCCGACACAGAACUAGAAGUUCUCCGACUCAACCACCGCGACUCAGACGGCGACGACACUGACGAAGAAGACCAAGCCUCCAACAUUCCAUCGACAGGCGAGUUAGCCGGGAUCUAUCUCGGUGUGCUGAACGUAUACACCACUCUCCCCCAAUUCGUCGGCACAUUCAUCAGCUGGAUCGUCUUCACCCUUCUCGAACCAGGUGCUGAGCCCAGCGAGGAAAGCGAUGCCUCGGACACGCAGUGGAUGAAUCUGGACAAGGACAAGCCCAACGCUAUCUCUAUCUGUCUGUUCAUCGGCGCGAUCAGCGCUCUUGUAGCGGCUGAAGCGACUCGGCGGCUGCGGUAUAUUCGAUGA
This is a messenger RNA of Penicillium cinerascens, 1713 nucleotides long. Its product is annotated as putative sucrose transporter. Gene Ontology annotation, molecular function: sucrose:proton symporter activity. The record is from RefSeq and is a predicted model, not a curated record. The coding region runs from base 1 to 1713 and encodes 570 amino acids. Gene Ontology annotation, cellular component: membrane. Lineage: Eukaryota; Fungi; Ascomycota; Eurotiomycetes; Eurotiales; Aspergillaceae. The transcript is spliced from 8 exons.